CAGUCUACGUCCUAGGAGAGAUCAGCCAACCUCUAGGAUCUGCUAGCCAACGUCGGACGGAAUGAUUGCCACAGCACACUAGCAUGUAACCCGUUUCCCAUCUCAAACGCCGCUCUGUUGCCGCUCUGAGAACUGGAUUUUUCUGAGUUCCACCGGCUUGCAAUGAGCGCAGUGUGAACGGGCUCAAUGGCGCUUAGUAGCGGGUUAUGACAUGUUGGCAACCUGCUACGCAGCUAGGCUGUGCAUUACUCCUGUUUGCGAGCUAUUAUGUAAAGCACGCCGAUCACCUUGUCUACCACUCCUCCACUGACUGACGCAAUCCCCUCGAGGUACAUUCGGGUUCUGCGAAGACGAAGCAUCUGAGAUCUCAACCUGCACGAUGUCUCGAGCGACAACUGAGUCGAAAUCCGUCGUCAGGGAAGCAGGCAUGCUAGAACGAUGGCAUGUCGCCCGUCAAAACCUGGGCGUGCUCGGUGCUGUCGUCAUCUCCGGACGAUACACACGUGCCGAUGGGAGCAUCCUCGACAAGGCCCUUCUCUACGCAGCUCUGGAGAAGGUCAUCCACAAGCACGGAGCCUUGAACGUAUGCGUAGCAGGUGAAGCGACGCCCACACCUGCUUUCGUUCGCUUGGAUCGCAUCGACUUGGACGAGGUCGUCACUUUCGUUGACGGAGACUUGCGCGAGGUCCUUGAGGCCGAAGUUGCCAAGGGAUUCGACAUGACUCGGCCUCUCUGGCGAAUCCUGGUGGUGCCAGAUGGCACUGUUAACUUCAGCUUCCACCAUGUGAUCGGGGACGGACAGAGCGGGAUCGCCUUCCACCGGACACUGCUCGCCGCUCUGAACGAGAUGGGCGAAACCUCCCCUCCUCACUCGGCUGUCGUAUCAACUUCGGCUAAAGUCACACUUGUGCCACCUAUCGAACAGGUCGCGAACCUUCAUGUCUCGCCUUUCAGGCUCAUCCGCGAAAUCAUCAAGAUGCUUGUCCCCGCUUCCUGGACCGCGGCCUAUUGGGCGUGGACCGGCUAUCCCUGUCCAUCAGAACGUAAACUCACGGCCAACCUACGACUCCUGUACCACAAGCCGGAGGCAGCGCAUCGCAUUUUGCAAGUCUGCAGGGCUCAUCAGACGUCGCUGACGGCUCUCAUGCACACUUUGGCAACGCUCAUCAUCUCCGAGUACCUCGCCGAAGACCCGUCAAAUACCGGCAGGUACACUUCCAUAUCGACAUCUAUACCCGUCUCCCUGCGCGCUUUCGCCAAAGCACCCCCGGGCGUGAUGUGCAACUAUGUCUCGACCCACUUCUCAUUCCCUACUCUCAUAAAGCGGACGCCAUCUACCGAUAGAUCGUGGCUCAGAGAGUUCCCCUGGGACAGCACGAGUGAGCUAUCGAAAACACUGCGCAAGCAGCAAACACACUCCGCCGAGAGCUUAGGCAUGGUCAAGUUCAUCGGGGACUUCGAAGCAUACCACAUGAACAAGCUCGGGAAGAAGCGCGACUACACCUUUGAGAUCUCCAACGUCGGGCGGUUCCCGGGUGGUGCUGAGACUCCAGGGGGGGAUACGGGAUCGUCGGCGUGGACCCUCGACGGUGUCUAUUUCUCGCAGUCGAACCCAUCCUCGGGAGGCGCGAUUCACGUGAACGUCGCCGGCGAUCCAGCCGGUGGGAUCGGAAUCUCAGUGAGCUGGGCCGAGGGCGCGAUAGACGAUACGUUCGGGGAAGCCUUCUUCGAGGCAUUCAAGGAGGGACUCGAGGAGGUCGUUCAUCAUGACAUUGCAUAGGCGCGGCGCACGGCGGUAGGUUCCCCAUGCUCCCCGCACGCUCUGCUCGGCCGGCUCACCCCUUCCCCCACGACGCAGGUCGUCGGCGGGUGUACACUGCUUCCCUUCCUCGGGCUUCCGAGCUUAGACACGUUCU
Fomitopsis serialis is the source of this 1916-nucleotide messenger RNA. Its product is annotated as alcohol acetyltransferase. The record is from RefSeq and is a predicted model, not a curated record. Lineage: Eukaryota; Fungi; Basidiomycota; Agaricomycetes; Polyporales; Fomitopsidaceae. The transcript is spliced from 2 exons. The coding region runs from base 380 to 1780 and encodes 466 amino acids. Gene Ontology annotation, molecular function: N-acetyltransferase activity.